AUGCUCUGUCUUGAUAUCUUGACGGUAAUACUUCUGCAGCUAUCUUUAGUCUUGGCUGCAAACACAACGGCUUGGAAGAGUCGCAACAUAUACUUUGCGCUGACGGAUCGCAUCGCCAGGAACGAGAGCGACGGCGGCGGCAGCUCCUGUAGUGAUCUUGGCCAGUACUGCGGAGGAACUUUCAAGGGACUGCAGUCGAAGCUGGACUACAUUCGAGGGAUGGGUUUUGAUGCCAUCUGGAUUACUCCAGUUGUUGAAAAUCACAAGGGUGGAUACCACGGAUACUGGGCCAAGGACCUCUAUGCCAUCAACCACAAGUAUGGCACGGCUGAUGACUUGAAAAGUCUAAUCAAGGCCGCGCAUGACAAGGGAAUGUUUAUCAUGGUCGACGUUGUCGCCAACCAUAUGGGAAACGGUCCCAUCUCCGAGAACAAGCCCGCGCCGUUAAACCAGGAGAGUUCAUAUCACCCAGAGUGCAAGAUCGACUACUCAAACCAACAAAGCGUCGAGCGGUGCAGGCUGAGCAACCUGCCCGACCUCAACACCGAAGACCCAAAUAUCCGCACGCUGCUGACGGACUGGAUCAAAUGGAUCGUGUCCGAGUUCAAGAUCGACGGCCUCCGGAUAGACACGGUCAAGCACGUAGAAAAAACCUUUUGGUCCGGGUUCGCCUGGGCAUCGGGGGUCUACACCCUGGGGGAGGUGUACAGCGAAGACGUCGACUACAUCGCGGGCUACAACAAGGCCAUGGCGGGCUUCUUCAACUUCCCCGUGUACAAGUCGCUGGGUCGGUACCUGCAACAGGGUCAGUCGCCGCAGGGGCUGGUUGACAACCACAACAAGAUCUCGCGCCGGUUCUCGGACCCGACGACGCUGGCCAACUUCCUCGACAGCCACGACAACGCACGAUGGCUGAGCAAGAACCGCGACGCCGCGCUGCUCAAGAACGCGCUGGCCUACGUGCUGCUGGCCCGCGGCAUCCCUGUCAUCUACUACGGCACCGAGCAGGGCUUCUCGGGCGGCGCCGACCCCGCGAACCGCGAAGACCUCUGGCGCAGCCGCUACAACACCGACGGGGACCUGUACCGCGCAAUCUCGCGGCUGUCAGGCGUGCGGGCUGGGGCCGGCGGGCUCCCCGCUGAUGACCAUGUUCACCUGCUCGUCGAUAAGAAUUCGUACGCAUUCAGUCGAGCAGGCGGGGGUGUGGUGGUUUUGACGACGAAUCGAGGAUCCAGUUUCCAUGGUCAGGAAUGUUUCAACACGCGUGUGGUGGCUGCCAAUUGGGAGGAUAAAUUCGGUAACGGUACUUAUACAUCUGAUGGAUCGGGUAAAGUCUGCGUUCAGAUAAAGAACGGUGAGCCAGUAGUCUUGGUUGCUAAGAGAUGA
Molecule: messenger RNA, 1386 nt
Organism: Pyricularia grisea
Lineage: Eukaryota; Fungi; Ascomycota; Sordariomycetes; Magnaporthales; Pyriculariaceae
Exons: 3
Coding region: 1-1386 (461 amino acids)
Biological process (GO): carbohydrate metabolic process
Molecular function (GO): alpha-amylase activity; calcium ion binding
Source: RefSeq, a predicted model, not a curated record